Condylostylus longicornis is the source of this 1847-nucleotide messenger RNA. RefSeq names its product tigger transposable element-derived protein 4-like. Gene Ontology annotation, cellular component: nucleus. Lineage: Eukaryota; Metazoa; Arthropoda; Insecta; Diptera; Dolichopodidae. The coding region runs from base 78 to 1847 and encodes 589 amino acids. The record is from RefSeq and is a predicted model, not a curated record. Gene Ontology annotation, molecular function: DNA binding. The transcript is spliced from 2 exons.
UUAUAAUUAUUUGGAAAAAUUAAAACAACUUUUGGAAAUAAAUUUAUAAAAUAUCAUUAAAAGAUUAACGAAAAAAUAUGGAAUAUCAAGAUGAGAGUAUGGACUGUGAAGAUAAAAAUAUAGAAGAUGACAUAAAUGAAAACGAGGAUCAAAAUGCAAUGUAUUCAGAACUAAAUUCUGCAACUAAAAAAAGAUUGCAUUCUUUAAAUUUAAUGCAAAAAGUGCAGUUAAUUGAUAGAAUUCAUGCUGGAGCGAAAAGAAAGGAAGUAGCUAAAGAAUAUGGCAUCAACAGAUGUACGGUAUCAAGAAUUAUGAAACAAGAAAGUAAAAUUAAAAGCAUGAUUUCACAAAACCGAUGUACUUCGAGGAAAAAAUUAAGAUCAGGUAAACAUGAACUAGUUGACGAUGCUCUUUUUUUAUGGUACCAUCAAAUGAGAAGUAAAAAUGUAGUGUUAAGUGGCUCAUUAUUCAUAAAGCAAGCAAUUAUAUUUUCGAAUAAAUUGAAAUUAGAUUUUGAACCAAGUAAUGGAUGGUUUGAACGUUGGAAAAAAAGAAAUAACGUAUCGUUUAAAACAUCUCCAAAAGAUUUUUUAAAUUAUGUUUUUUUAAAUGAUGAUACUCAAAGAUUGGCAGCUAUUCUUAAAGUUCUAGAAAAGUUUAACCCCACGAAUAUAUUUAAUGCUGACGAAACAGCACUAUUUUAUAAGGCUGUUCCAAACCAUACAGGAUCUAACACCAAUCAAUCGAGAAUUAUUAUUAACAAUAAAGAACGGUUUACAGUUUUCCUAAUGACCAAUAUGAAUGGUUCUGAAAGAAAGGCAUAUGUUAUUGGUAGAAUAAAAGAACCACCUUGUUUCAUUGGAAAACAUGUUCCAUUACCAUAUUAUUCAAAUUGCAAAGCAUGGAUGACAAGCAACAUUUGGAUGACCAUAUUAAAAGAUUUAGAUAAGGAAAUGUCGUUACAAAAUCGAAGAAUAGUAUUAUUUGUUGAUGACGCUGAGUGUCAUAAAAUAAAAGAUGAAACAGUAUUUCUAAGCAAUAUUGAAUUGUUAUACUUCCCAAAAAAUGCUAAACAAAACUUACAACCACUUACUGGUUUAAUAAGAGUAUUCAAAGCAUAUUAUCGCCAACAUAUUAUAAAAAAACAGUUAGCGUCGUUCGACAGAGAUAUUCCAAUUGAAAAAUUUUUGAAAACAAUUGAUUUGUUAGCUGCAAUCUCAAUGAUCCGUGAUACAUGGUUAUGUCUUCAAACAUCUAUUAUUAAAAAAUCCUUUCACAAAUGUGGUUUUAUAUUUCCAAAAAGUAAUUCCAAUACUUGUGAAAAAAUUACAUUUAAAAGCGAAAUAACAUCAAAUGAUGGAGACCAAGAAAUAGGCGCAGAUAAUGUGUUUUUUAUUGAAGUAAGUAAAGAAUUAAACCAUUUAAAUAUAAAAGAAGAACAAGUUGAUAUUGUGGAUUUGCACCAACAACAAAAAGAAGAUGAUGAAAAUUUUGAACAAAAUGAAUAUAUAGAAGUUCCCGAAAUGGCACAAUUAAAUUUCAUGGAAUUUUUGGAUAUUGAUUCAAAACAAAAAUGCUUUGGUGAUUUGGAUGAUGAUGAGAUUUUAAUUGAAUGCAAAAAUCCAAAUGGAUAUUUUGAUUCUGAUCCUGUUUCUGAUGAUGUUGAACUUGAAGAUAUGAAUCGUCAAAUAACUAAAAAGGAAAUUUUGUUGUCAUUAGAUACUUUAAAAGAUUAUCUAAAACAAAAUAAAUCUAAUAUGGUGAUUUUUGAAGAAUUAGAAGAACAAAUCUUACAAUUGACCACAUCAAAAUCACAAACGGUUAAAAUUUGUUUAGAUAAAUUAUAA